AUGAAAACUGAGGAAUAUCCGAACAAAACACCUGUCCCUAUCUGCUUUUUGCUGUCUUCGCUCUCAUGUUGUAUUCCGUUCUAGUCUAUUCUUUAUCCAGUAGAGAGCGCUUUCCUCAAGCAUCCACUUCUGUUCUUUACAUCUUUAACGACAUCCUUCUCCAUUUUUCGCCCUUUCUAAAAGAGAACAACCACUUCAACAAGGAGGCCGGGGACUAUGGGCGAAGAGAGGCUGGUCGAAGAACUGGCCUGUUUCGAGCUCAAUUUGGCCACCACUUGGACGAAUAUCUCGAGAUCACCGGGUACAGACGACCUAGCUUCAAGUUCGCUCAACAAACAGCUUUAUAUGGAGAUGCCAAGAUCUAUGUUGCCUACAUGAACAAUGUGCAGAUGAGAUUUGGACAACACCUUCGCCGUGCCGUCAAUGUCUUGCUGGAUGUUCGCCACGGAAAGCAGAGAUGCGACGCGUACUAG
Molecule: messenger RNA, 473 nt
Organism: Radiomyces spectabilis
Lineage: Eukaryota; Fungi; Mucoromycota; Mucoromycetes; Mucorales; Radiomycetaceae
Exons: 3
Coding region: 66-473 (135 amino acids)
Source: RefSeq, a predicted model, not a curated record